Messenger RNA from Opisthocomus hoazin, 1395 nucleotides. The record is from RefSeq and is a predicted model, not a curated record. NCBI's taxonomy places the organism in Eukaryota, Metazoa, Chordata, Aves, Opisthocomiformes, Opisthocomidae.
AUGAGGGUCCGGCUGCGAGCAGCGGGGCUGGCCCAGCAAGGCUCCGAGGGCUGGGCGGAGGGGCAGGGGGUGGCUAUCAAGUCGAUCCGGAAAGACAAAAUCAAGGAUGAGCAGGACCUUGUCCAUAUCCGGAGAGAGAUCGAGAUCAUGUCCUCCCUCAACCACCCCCACAUCAUCGCUGUCCACGAAGUGUUCGAGAACAGCAGCAAGAUCGUCAUCGUCAUGGAGUACGCCAGCAAGGGGGACCUGUACGACUACAUCAGCGAGCGGCAGCGGCUGUCGGAGCAGGAGGCGCGUCACUUCUUCCGGCAGGUCGUCUCCGCCGUCUACUACUGCCACAAGAACGGGAUCGUUCACAGGGACCUGAAGCUGGAGAACAUCCUUCUCGAUGCGAAUGGGAACAUCAAGAUUGCAGACUUUGGCCUGUCCAAUGUUUACCAGCAGGACAAGCUCCUGCAGACUUACUGCGGUAGCCCUCUCUACGCAUCCCCCGAGAUCAUCAACGGGAGGCCGUACAAGGGCCCGGAGGUGGACAGCUGGUCCCUGGGCGUUCUUCUUUACAUCCUGGUCCACGGCACGAUGCCGUUUGAUGGCCACGACUACAAGACUCUGGUCAAGCAGAUCACAAGCGGGGACUACCGGGAGCCCACGAAGCUGUCAGAUGCCUGUGGGCUAAUCCGGUGGAUGCUGAUGGUGAACCCAGAGCGCCGUGCCACCAUCGAGGACAUUGCCACGCACUGGUGGGUGAACUGGGGCUACAAAGUGCCCCUUGGGGAGCAAGAGCUGCUGCGGGAGAGCGAGUCGCCCCUGGCCACAGUGACAGAGUGGCUUCGCCGCUCCUCCCGGCCCCUCCUGGAGAAUGGCUCCAAGGUGCGAUGCUUCUUGAAGCAGCACAUCCCUGGUGUGGCCCUGGAGCGGCAGCGCUCCCUCAAGAAGUCCAAGAAGGAGAACGACGUCUCCCACGUGCUGCAGGAGGUGGCCCUGGCCCCGGAGAACCCCUCCAAGUCCAUCCUCAAGCGGCCCAAGGGCAUCCUGAAGAAGAGAAACUCCUGUGAGCAGAAGGUGCUUGGUCCCGGUCCCCCGCCAGCAGCACCCAUGGGAGAGGCGAGGGGUGAGGAUGGCGAGGUGACCGCUGCGGGUCUCACCCGGAUCCUGUCCUCCAGAAUACUGGCUUGCAGCAGGGAUGAUGGAGCGGUGCCCAUGGCUGUGCCCAAGAAGGGAAUACUGAAAAAGCCCUCGACGAGGGAGUCGGGGUAUUACUCGUCCCUGGAGUGCUGCGAAUCCGGGGAUGUCCUGGAUGCAGGUAGCUUGGACCUUGAUGGGAGCGUGUUUGCUGACACCCCCUCCCCGGAGCAGGGACCCCAGGGCCCCCCUGCCCGCCGCAAAGGCAUCCUC